AACAACAACACCGGAACGUAAAUAUAAAAAUCUUGAAGACUUCAAAACAUAUGAAGAAUUUGAUAUGAGAUUAAUUGAAAUAAUAAGAGGAGAAACGCCGGCAGAUAUUAAUGAUAAAUGUCUUCAAUUAUGUAAAGACUAUUUGGCUGGAGAUUGGCUGAACCAGACACUGGACACCAUAGAAGUGACCAGAAUAUCGGGUGGUUAUUGUAAUCAAUUAUAUAGAUGUGCUAUUAGUAAUCCCAAAAAUCUAGACGAACCUCAUGAGGUGGCCGUACGGUUGUAUCAAAGCAAAUGGUUUAAUAAAGAAAAUAGCGGCGGAUUUGAGAGACUCAAUGAUAUAGUUAUUACGGUUUUUAUAUCGCAACACAAAUUAGGACCAAAAGUAUUGGGUUUGUUUGAUGGCGGAGAGAUACAGUUGUUUUAUAAGCACAAAUUAUUGCAUAUUGAAGAGCAAAGUAAUGCUAAAUAUAGUGAACAGUUGUUUCGUACGAUAGCACGCAUUCACUCACUGGAAGCGCCACUUAAGAAACAACAUUGGAUUCACAAUGAACUGACCAAUGGGUGGGAACAGGCAAAACAACAGUUCCCAAUUGAUCAGCUCUUAGAUGAAUACGAUUGUCAAACAUUGAAGAAAUAUGAUUUAGGAAAAGAGAUUCAUUGGUUAAACAAAACUAUUGAAGAGCUUAACUGUCCGAUGGUUUUCUCACACAAUGAUGUCGUUCAUUCAAAUAUCAUGAUUUUGGACAAACCUGAUGACAGCGGCAAUUGUAUAAUGCUUUGCGACUACGAGUACGCCAGUUAUGGCUACAGAGGCCAGGAUUUGGGAUCAAUUAUAUGUGAAUGGGGUCGUCCCUGGACUGACUUCAAAUCAGUUCAUAAGUUUAUCGACGACUCACUUAUUGAACAAUUUCUUCGACAUUAUAUCGAUGAAAAUGUCAAUAUAUUUGGUGACAAGUAUUUGGAAAAUGAAAAUAAUUCAUUGAAUCAAUUAAUGAAAGAAACAAAAGUGUUUGCACUGGUAUUCAGAAUGAUGGUAAUACAGUGGGCUAUAAAGGGUAAUGGAGAUACUGAUGUCACUCCAAUCAAUAAAAAUAUAUCAAUUAAAUUGGCUGAAAAUGAAUAUAAAAACUAUUGGCUUCUGAAAAAUCAGUUUAAAAAGCAAAAAAUAUUUUAA
Messenger RNA from Oppia nitens, 1177 nucleotides. RefSeq names its product choline/ethanolamine kinase-like. The transcript is spliced from 3 exons. Gene Ontology annotation, biological process: phosphatidylethanolamine biosynthetic process; CDP-choline pathway. Gene Ontology annotation, molecular function: ethanolamine kinase activity; choline kinase activity. Lineage: Eukaryota; Metazoa; Arthropoda; Arachnida; Sarcoptiformes; Oppiidae. The record is from RefSeq and is a predicted model, not a curated record. Bases 65 to 1177 code for a protein of 370 amino acids. Gene Ontology annotation, cellular component: cytoplasm.